AAUGGAACCGACACAUUCCCCAACACAUUCCCCAACACAUUCCCCUACACAUUCCCCAAGGCGUCUAUUCUGUAUGACACUGAACCACUUCAGUUGGGAAGUCGAGGCAUCAUCAAGCAAUGGCCCUUCCCUUCCUGCUCCACCAUUUAUACUUCUCACUCCGGCCUUCCCAAUCACCGAUGAGAGUUGGAGCAAUGGCAAAUGCACAACCAGCAAAGCCCGAACUGUGCAAGGAAGGAGGAGACAGAGACGAGAUGCUGAUGAAGGAGCUGGCUGAUACAUGGAAAUGGAAGAGAUGUCCGCAUUGCAAAAUUUAUGUUGAGAAGAUCGGAGGCUGCGUCCAUUUUACUUGCAGGUGCGGAUCAGCAUUUUGCUACGGCUGUGGAUCUAAGUGGGUUGAUGGCCAUAGUUGUUGUUUUAGUUAGAAUUUGGUUUGGAUAUUAAGAAUAUGUGGCGUAUAAACACACUAUGAAAUUAAGACUUCACUAUUUGAAUGGUAAUGUUCAAAACAAACAAGCUUUUAUCCU
Molecule: messenger RNA, 527 nt
Organism: Cucurbita pepo subsp. pepo (vegetable marrow)
Lineage: Eukaryota; Viridiplantae; Streptophyta; Magnoliopsida; Cucurbitales; Cucurbitaceae
Source: RefSeq, a predicted model, not a curated record